AUGGAACUGCACAAGCAAAGUCUACUGUCAAUGGAGCGGGAUGACAAAGCCCGGACUUCAAGUUCCGAGCAGCCUGCUGUAUUGUUGAGGCUCUACUUGACAAUGGUGCUGUCCAUCGCCGGGGCUUUGGUGUCAGCGUUUGCAGUGCCUCUAAGCCCGAACAAUCCAACGUCGGUCUUCGUGUUCCUGAGCGUCGCCCGCUUUGUCCUCGGCGCUGGAGUAGGUGGCGUGUAUCCGCUGGCUGCCACAGUGGCAGCCGAGGGUUCGGAUGCAUCGACCCGGGGGAGGUCUGUCGCCCUGGUCUUCUCCAUGCAGGGCAUCGGUCAGCUUCUAGUGCCCAUCGUGAGUAUGGCCAUUGUGUACAACAUCGGCACCUACGACGAUCGAGUCGCCAGCCAUAAACCCCUGCCAG
Molecule: messenger RNA, 412 nt
Organism: Symbiodinium necroappetens
Lineage: Eukaryota; Dinophyceae; Suessiales; Symbiodiniaceae
Source: the annotation of a GenBank genome assembly